CAGUUUUUCAAAGUAUUCUUAUUAUAGUUUAGUUAAAAUGUUGUUCACUUAUUUCUGUCUGGUUAUACUAUCUUUUAUGAUAGGCCUACAUGGAGGAGAUUAUCCAUCAACACUAAAGAUGAACAGGAUGAAUUCAAACUUUCAUUUACACACAAAUCCCUUAAUUGUAUUGUCUUUAUUGAAAAGUAAGAAAAUAACAAGUCCACAGUUGUAUCAUACAUAUAUGUUAUCAAAUAUAAUGGAAAAAAGUGAAAAACACUAUCGAAUACCUGGAUUUUAUAAAUUUAAUUAUCAUCAUCAUUAUCAUCAACAGAAUCCUUAUUAUAAUCAUAAUAAAAAAUAUCAUCAUAAAGUUUAUUUACCAAUUAGUCAACUUAGAACUGAUGAACACUUUGUUAACACAUUGUUUGAACCAAUUAUCAGGAGAAGAAUGGAGUUUAAUGUAAACGAUACUAAUGUCAGUAUGGAUAAAUUAUUCGAUAGUGGAAAUCAUUUAGCAUCAAGAGGAUGGAGACCACAACGUUAUGGAUAA
This is a messenger RNA of Heterobilharzia americana, 532 nucleotides long. The record is from the annotation of a GenBank genome assembly. Lineage: Eukaryota; Metazoa; Platyhelminthes; Trematoda; Strigeidida; Schistosomatidae.